Ooceraea biroi (clonal raider ant) is the source of this 5232-nucleotide messenger RNA. RefSeq names its product atrial natriuretic peptide-converting enzyme. Gene Ontology annotation, cellular component: membrane. Gene Ontology annotation, biological process: proteolysis. The record is from RefSeq and is a predicted model, not a curated record. NCBI's taxonomy places the organism in Eukaryota, Metazoa, Arthropoda, Insecta, Hymenoptera, Formicidae. Gene Ontology annotation, molecular function: serine-type endopeptidase activity; protein binding.
GGAUGCGACGCGGUGGGGGUGGGUCGGGAUUGGCUUUUCGCGAACGUGAAACUCAGUAGUACGCUACCACCCACGCACGUAGUACGCACGUUCGCUCCACGUGUGCUCCGUCUAGAAGUCACCCUUGCUCCUCGCAUCUCGCGCUGCACGCCAGCAACGAGGACACUCGAGGGGUGAAGAUCCGAAGACGCGUCUCGGUAUGUCGGGACAGCCCGCGCCAAGUACAUCCAGCCGUUCAGCUGUCACUCCGCGGGAGGACUGAAAGAAUUGUCAAUCGCUGAAGACAAACUGUGAAAGAUAAACACCUGACAGAGACCGAUGUCGGCAGUGAUAGCAGAACGGAUCGUCGAACGUAAGAUGGAACAGAAAGUGGAAAUGGAUAACAGUGAACGGCUCGAGUCUGUAUUUGUGGGUGUCAUCGUCGUGACGUAAAGUAAACGGCGACUCACCCUCGCCGAAGAAGAGCACGCAAUCCUCACGAGGAGCAAGCGGGAGCACGAAGAAGAGCACACAAUCCCCACGAGAGAGCUGGACGAGUGUAACGUAAAUCUCGGUGAAAUAAAAAUAAAUUUCUGAUAUUGCAAGCAGCAGCGAGAUGGGCGAGACACAAUGUAAUAUCCACCGCAUAUCCGAUAUUUCAUAUAUCCGAAGCACGAUCCGUUGAAGAGUCGCUACAAUUCGCCACGUCAGGUAGCAAAACAUGCAUUCGGAAAUCACGACAUUAUAGUGGGAAGACGUGAGACGAUGUCGCAUUACGAGGGGUAAAGAAUUUCUCGCGUUCACGAUGUUAAAUUCAUAGGCGGGAUGAGGCGGGUUUAGAUCACCCCGAAGAAACUGAGAAACUCGAGGGUCGUGAUUGUCUUCACUGCAGGAAAUCAACAUGUCCGCUACGGAAUCGCGCGAUGGUGACACAAGUCCGACGCGUCGACCAAGGGAGAGCAGAAUUCACAGUGUUGCUCUACCAGCCAGAACUUCUUUACUCCCGGAACCACCACCCACCGGAAAUGAUAUACCGCCGCCAAUACCACGUCGACAUUCCGCUACUCCGGCGGUAGCACCACCUCCGAUCCCGCUGAGGCCACCGGCGAUCCCGAAGAGAAGUAAAAAUGAGAAACCGAUUCCCGUGCAACCCACAACCAGGCCAGACAACCAAAUGAUGCAUCGCAAGCCAAGCGAUUCCUCGUCGACAUCUUCAUCAACGGUACCGGCUACGUGGAACAACGUAGACUCGACGAAUCAAGAGUUUAUAGACCUGGGUCCUUUCGGAAGUCAGAAUCAAACGUCACAGGAUUAUUUGCUGAGUUAUGGCGGCAAGGAUGCGAGGGAAACGAACGAGCAUAACGAUUUCGUGGCUGACUUUGAGCGAGCGAACUUCGACGAAGGGCGAAAACUUGUGGAAAAGUCGAGCUUCGAGGAGUUGCAAAAGGCGUCGUUGGACCUCGAGAAAAGACUUCACGAGAGAAUUAUGAAGAGCGCGGAGGCGAAGUUCGAAGAUCCAAACGGCCGGGUGGAUGCUCGUCAACGACAGAGCACGGUAUCGCGGCAUAACAGGCAUCAGUUGUCAAAGUUUGCAAAAGAGAACGAUUCCAGCGAACAGAAAGAAUCGUUCGAAUGCAAGUCUAGGGAAGAAACGGUGUUACCACGAAGGGAGGUUUUCCAUGACGAUGAGCCGAAGUAUGCAACGAUCCUGAUUUCUGGCCGUGAGAGAAGAUCGAAAUUUGAGGAAUUACAGGCUGCCUCGAAGAAUCUGGAGAGGCGUUUGCACGAAGACGACGAUUAUCGCCGGCGGCAGGAGAUGGAGAGACGGAUAAGCAAAGACAAACCACCCAGGUACAACGAGAUUAGAAGAUACGAGGACCUCGAGAGAAUUCCGCAGGAUCUCGACAGACGUUUCCACGUGGAGCAGCGGGUACUAGAGCAACAGCGGAGCAAGUACGAGAGCGACAUGGAAAGGGCGAGAAAUAUUCUUCAGCAUAAUUUGAGGAAGGAGCGUGGUGGCGGCGAGAAACUUGAGAAACUGCCGAAGGCGACUCAAACGAAUCUACCACCGCCUCUGAGCACCAUUUGUCAGAGCCCUGUAUCGAAACCUAUCAGCGUCCGGCAGGACAGUAACGUUUCCUCGGACAGUUUCAGUCAAACCAGCUCGCCCAGCUACACCAGCAAGACAAUGGAAGCCCCCCUUCUGCCUCACAAGCACGGCAAAGUUCCAGACAGAGCUUUGGUGUCGGAGCCUGAUAACUCAUCCGGCAGGCCGAUAACGAAGUCUACGAGCACGCCGGCUAGUUUGCAGACCAUCGUCAGGAUGCAUGCUGGAAACAACAGUUCGUUGCACCAUAAAAUAAUCCGAGACAUGACUAACAGCCACUACGUGACAACGGGAAGGCUACGCUUCAGAUUUGUACAAGUUUUGCUUAAUGCUGUUAUUCUUCUGGCCAUCGCCGGCGGUUUAGCCGUGUACUUCAAAACGUAUCCAGAAAGUGAUUUAAGAUUGGAGAACAGGUCGGUCAUAAUCACGAUAACUGAACGCGCGCGACCAGUGAUAGAGGAUAAAAAUCCAGCACCGGGAGUUUGCCUGCCUAUCAUCGUGACCUUCUGCCAGCAGCAUAAGGUUCCGUACAAUUACACCGUAUUCCCGAAUUACAUGGGCAAUUUUGGACAACGGGACGCCCAACACGAACUGGACCUUUACGACACCGUCGUCGACGUCAGAUGCUACGAACUGGCUGCUCUGUUUCUCUGUAGUGUCUUUGUGCCGAAAUGUGGGUCUCGUGGUCGCGUCGUACGUCCCUGCCGCAGUCUCUGCUUCGAGACCAAGAGACGCUGCGGGUUCUUUCUGAAAAUUUUCGGCCUGUCCCUGCCGGAUUAUCUGGAGUGCGAACUGUUCCCGGAGAACCCGAAUCCCGACGAGUGCAUCGGGCACCACGAGGUGAUCGAAGCAGCGACGAGAGCCAAGAAACCGGCAUGCACCAGUGGCUUUCAGUGCGACAACACACGGUGCAUUCCGUUUGAUUGGCGAUGCGAUGGUCAUGUGGACUGCUCCGAUCGCGCCGACGAGAUCGGAUGCGGAGAGUGCAAUUCCCGUCCGCUGUCCUCGCUGUCGACGACGACGACGACGGCCACCAUAUUCGGCACGAUAAUCAAGGGACCCUCGCUCAGAGGAACGGUCUCCACGAAGUCAUCGCUGCACUGCGGUGAAAGAAGAUGCAUGUCGGCCAGUCACAUCUGCGACGGAGUCAUGGACUGCCCUUGGGGACAGGACGAGCGAUUCUGUCUCAAACUGAGCCAGCGGAACGGAGAUAUUGCCGAGGGCCAGCUUGAGGUAUACCAUGCUGAAAUGGGUAAAUUUGUGCCGGCCUGUAUCCCGCACUGGGAAUCCACAUCGGCGCAAGAGAUUUGCGCUAUGUUGGGAUAUGCGGUGGCGAAAGGAUCCGAGUUGCUGGACAUGGAGUUGAAGAACUUGACACAGGGCGAGCUGGAGAGUACCGAAUCUUCUAGCGAGAGUCCUACGUUGCUGAAACAAUUUCAGAAAUGCGUCAAGGGACGGGACCGUUACCCCACGGUCCAGCUCACUUGCUCGGAAUAUGCUUGCGGCCGCAGACGUUCCGUUUACGGGAACUUGAGAGUUCAGAAGCGGAUAGUGGGUGGUGUGGAGUCAGCGCCUGGUGAUUGGCCGUUUCUCGCAGCCCUCCUUGGCGGCCCUGAGCAGAUCUUCUACUGUGCCGGAGUUCUUAUUGCCGAUCAAUGGGUCCUGACUGCGUCCCAUUGCGUCGGAAAUUUUAGCCACUCGGACAUAUCCGGUUGGACGAUACAGCUUGGUAUCACUAGACGGCUCUCGCACACUUUUCUCGGUCAAAAACUGAAAGUGAAGAGGGUGAUUCCACAUCCGAACUACAACUUGGGCGUUGUUCACGACAACGAUGUUGCAUUAUUUCAACUUGAAAGACGAGUUCAAUACCACGAGCAUCUGAGGCCAGUGUGCUUACCGACUGUCGCCACUAAUCUAACACCCGGCACGAUUUGUACCGUCAUCGGUUGGGGUAAGAAGAACGAUACCGAAUAUGCUGAAUACGAGCCAGCCGUAAACGAGGUCAGGGUCCCCAUCUUGAACCGACAGCUCUGCAACACGUGGUUAGCGCAUAGAGAACUGAACAUCACCGAUGGAAUGAUUUGCGCCGGUUACUCGGACGGAGGAAAGGACGCAUGCCAGGGUGAUUCUGGCGGGCCGUUGCUGUGUCAAGACAAAGACGACGAAGAAAAGUGGUUCGUCGGCGGGAUUGUCAGUUGGGGCAUAAGAUGCGCUCAUCCAAAACUGCCCGGAGUCUACGCUUACGUGCCCAAGUAUAUACCAUGGAUCCAAACGGAAAUAUCCAAGUACUCCGACAACGAUAACGGUAAGAGGGAGAACAUGGACGAUCAAGUCGAACAAGCAUUCGGAUAGGAUCGUGAGCAACAUUGAGAGAGAUCAAGCGAGAAAAGAAGAGCGAAGUAUUAAACAUCGAUGGACUCUACCUUUGCAUCGCCUGACAACGUUGGAAGGAACUGGAAGCGAUCAUCGGCGCUGUAUCAACCGAUUUACACUUCGUCAGCGAUCAUGAGAGAAGAAUAUUCUGCAUCCUCUUGAACGUCACUCGGAUAUUUUGUAAAUAUCGGUUUGCAGCGUUGGACCUGAAGAAACCAGCAGAGAGUCGAGCAUCAAGUAGUAGAUAGACGAGAAUCAUCGGUCUCAUUAUUUGAGAUUAGUAGGAGUAGAAUCAAUCGAGAAGUAGAAAUCGCAAAGUUUCGGAUUCCGAACCGUAUCGAGCGAUAAUUUUCUCAAUCCAGACAUGAGCAAAAGGAGUCUGCCAUAAUCGAUCGCAAGAGGAAGGAUUUUUCUGCGGCAAAAUUAUUAUUGAAUUAUUGAUUCGAUUAGUGGCAUAUUAUGCGCGUUUUGCGCAGUUUUGUCAGUCAUAUCUCGUCCAAGUAAUGCAAGGUUUUGCCGCUUAACGAUUUUUCGUGAGCGGAUUUUAGGAUAAAUUAUCCGGACAGGAAUAAAACGGGAUGAUCAUCGGAAACAUAUAGGAUACAGUAUAAUUACUUUGUAAGUGAAGCUAUAUACGAAUGCCCAGGAUGUUUGCGUACACAAGUUCAAAUAAUAAGCCAUUUUCUAGGAGAUUAGUAGACAAAAGAGCGAAUCAAUAUGCCGAUAAAUGCAUGUACUUUUGGUAUUGAAAUAAGAGAUCAAGUCUCUCUUUC